Babjeviella inositovora NRRL Y-12698 is the source of this 2518-nucleotide messenger RNA. RefSeq lists its product as uncharacterized. The record is from RefSeq and is a predicted model, not a curated record. NCBI's taxonomy places the organism in Eukaryota, Fungi, Ascomycota, Pichiomycetes, Serinales. Bases 328 to 2409 code for a protein of 693 amino acids. The transcript has 2 exons. Gene Ontology annotation, molecular function: DNA binding.
CAGCGCCCGAACCGGAAUUUUGCUCCUGCCAACGUUACAGCGCUAAAUUUUCGCCGUCCGCGAAAGUGGGACAACAGCCAGAAAAGAAAAUUAAAUUAAAUUAAAUCACUGAAACGGCACUGUUUCCCCCCAGAACUAGUGCUACAUUACACAGGCCCCAACCGCCAUCAAUCUCCCGUUGCAACCCAUUGCCCUUGACCGCCUACCACUGUUUAAAUUUUAACGCCAUUUAUCCCGCGCGCAGUGGCUAUUUCAAAGCAUCCACCCAUCCACAACAACGGAACAUUGCUUUGACCGCUAGAAAUUAAAUAUAUAAUCCAUUUAUCAAUGGCCCAGGAGCAUCCCGUCUUUCCGUUCGACAUGUUUUCAUCGCUAUCUAGUAUGAAGUCUAGCGACCAGUCCACGCCAACUGGCAGCCAGGACCCGUUUGCUUUUAACCCCCGUUCCUUCGACAUCGAGAUGAGCCAGGAUAAGACCACUGAAAUUUCCUAUCAACCCAAUGAAGUUUCUAGCCAAGUCAAGGACAUUUCCAUUCAAGUCCCCGAAGAAAUUAAGCCCGAUCUGACGUCUAGUGAAACCUCCGAUGAGACAGAAAGUCACACCGUACUGUCUGCGAUCCCCAUCCAUGGAUCUUUCGCUUUCAUCAGCCAAACAACUUCUGAUCCAGACAACUCCAUGAGCCAAGACACUCUUAACGCUUCCUUUUCGUUUAGUGCCUCCCAGCCUACCGUUGAGCCCUUGAGGAAGCCCACCUCAGACAUCGCCUCGGAACAGCCUGCGUUAAAGGAGAUCCUCCCUAAGCUAAUCACACCUGCCCCUGAGUCUGAGGAAACACCUGUGGCUCCAAAACGGAAGCGAGGUCGCCCUAAGAAGGUUGUCGCACAGGUUGCGCCGCCGCUAGAGAAACGCAAAAGAGGCCGCCCCAGAACGCGUCCAGUGGAGGAGACUGCCACCAAACCGAGAAAAUACACCAAGAAAACUCGCGAUGAAAACGGAAAGUCGUUGCUCCACACGGGCAGACCAAAAACCAAAGCCGUAUCGUUUAUGGGGAUCUUGAUGCAGAGAAAGCUCGCAAGGGGCGAGGAAGUGGAGGAGUACAUCGAAGAAUACCCCAACACCUCGGAGGCUGAGGAUAGCGACAAGGAGAACCAAGAAGAGGUUCCGGAGCCCGAGCCAGCACCAAAGCCUACCAGAAAACUCUUGGUACGCCAACCGAAAAACGUCUCCGUCCUCCGGGUUCCGCAGGCCUUGGUUCUCCCGCCAAAACCCGUGCCAAAGGCCCCGGUUCAGGCGCCGGUACCAGUGGUGAAGCAGCGUCCGGGCGUCAAAUUGAGAAUUGGAAGCAAGCGGGCUCGUAAGGUGACCAGAAAAAACCGCUUGGAGCGGAUUCUGGUGGUGGAUCUGAAGUAUUCGCAGGUAAUUUUUGUGUUUUCCAACGCGGAAAUUUUGAUUUCGGCUCCGGAUUCGCUUGCAGUUUCGCCGACCCCGGUGGUUUCUGGAAGCACCACACCACUUUCAUUGAACGCAACCCACGACGCUUGGGUCAGAGAACGAAUUGAGCGAAAGUCGACGUUGUUCCAGCUGUUUGGUGAUUCCACCGAGAGUGAUUCGUUGUCUCUAGCUUCUCAAGAAGGGGCUCCCCAGGAGCUCCCGACGGCCCAGGACUUUACUUCGGGGUAUAUUCUAUCUCAAGAGCCUAUUUCCCAGGUAUCUAUUCCAGAUUCUGCCUCUCAAACCUCCCCCGCACCGACUCUCUUGGCCCCAAAUCCAAUGGAACUCUUGACUCCAAACCAACUCGAGCUUUUUGCUCCGGAAUCUACCCCAGUGAGUGCUUCCAACGACCAGAGCCUGGUCACACAUAACGGAGAGGCGUCUCAGAACCCUUUGCUAGAUACCGCCAACUGGUUGGCUGUGGGACAAACUGUUGCCCCCAGAAAGCGUGGCCGUCCGAGAAAGUACCCAUUGCCUGCCACAAAUGGAGUUUCAGUUGUCGGCGCUCCCGUUACCAAUGGAGCCCUGUCUGUCCCAACCUCCAACGGAGUAGUCGAAGGGACUUCAGCCCAGAUUUCAGGGCCAGUGGCCCCGUUUCCGAGAAAGCGUGGCCGUCCGCGGAUUCAUCCUAUCGGUUAUAUUCCCGCAAAGGCGGUCAAAACCGGCUCGGGCCGCCCGGGUCGUCCACCGGGGAGACCCCGCAAGCACCCGCUCCCAGUUUCCGCUUUGUUGUCCACCACUAACAUCGGCCACCCGCUUAGAGCCAUCAGAAGCAGGCAGAGCUUGUACUUCACCGCCGCGUCCAAGACCUUGCCCAACCUCCCAGGCUUGUUCAAGUCUGACAACGGGUACGUGCAGUUCAGCAGGGGCUAUCUAAAGGACAUUAUGGCUCCGGGGUUGAAGGAUGUUCCUAAAUAAUGUGUGAAGGGUGCGGGCGUUCAAGAUAGGCUCAAGAUAUGCCUGUUUUAAUGUAAUGAAUUCAUACAAAAAUACAAAUAAGCUUAAAUUUAGACCAGACGGCGCUGCG